Molecule: messenger RNA, 7550 nt
Organism: Platichthys flesus (European flounder)
Lineage: Eukaryota; Metazoa; Chordata; Actinopteri; Pleuronectiformes; Pleuronectidae
Gene: neo1a
Product: neogenin 1a
Exons: 29
Coding region: 812-5143 (1443 amino acids)
Biological process (GO): cell-cell adhesion
Cellular component (GO): membrane
Molecular function (GO): protein binding
Source: RefSeq, a predicted model, not a curated record
UACCCUGAACUUGUGAAAUGAUAAACCAAGUGCACUGUGUGUGUCAGAGGCGGAUCUGAGGUGUUGGGUCAGGACUGAAAUCCCACACCGUAUUUUAGUGUUUGCCUGAGCGCGCACAGGCAGCAGCCGCGAUCCAAGCUUCCUGCGUUCCACACCCUGUUUUCCGGGGAGCCUGCGGAGAUCCAGCCCUUCAACACGCUUCUUCUCUUACGUCCCGUCCGUGAGCAGUGAGCUGGCCGCGGCGGAGAUUUCUCCUUCUGCUCGGAUCUAAUCUUUUUUUUUUUCCUCGAACCUCCACCGGCUCAGCUCUCUGUUUUCCCCCAAAGUCGUCUCCUCGGCCUCUCGCUUUUACGCACGGGGGGAAUCUGGCGCAGAUCUCGGGGAGUGGAGUCGGCGGCGCGUCGCUCUCAGCGGUGGUUUUCCUCGUCCUUGCGCUGCGCCUCCGUGGCCAUGGAUUGAUUUCAGUGUUUUCUCUCCGACCUCUCGCCUCGACACAAGUUGAGAAAACAGUGUGCGCGUCUCCGACCUGCGGCUUCAUCCCUGCGGCUCCAUGGUCCACCCGGACCCUUUGAAGAACUACCUGCCUCCGGAUGUUCCUGCGCAUUGUAGCACUUUGAACUUUUAUUUUUGAUACAUUUUGUUUUUUGUGUGUUUUUUUUGUUACGGUGUCGUCCCCUUGUUGCGCAUUUCCCCAGCAGGAGGUGACCCCCGGGAGCUGGGAUAUUUACGGAUUCAUUUUUAUUUUUUACAUUUUGAAAGUGAAGCUUCCUCUGGGCUCCUGAAGCCUGCAAAGAUUCAUUUGUGAAAAGUGAUGGCCGAGCGGGGAGCUCUGCGGCUCCUCUCUCUCCUCUGGCUCACCUUUCUCUGCACGGAGAGCACCGCGGCCAAGCAUGUCGACAAAGGUUCAGCAGCGCAGCCCUUCUCCCCCUUCUGGUUCACGGUGGAGCCCCAGGACACGCUGGCCAUCCGGGGCAACUCGGCCAUGCUCAACUGCUCGGCCCACAGCGACGCGGCCACGCCCACGCGCAUCGAGUGGAAGAAGGACGGCACCUUCAUGAGCCUGGUGUCGGACGAGAGGCGGCACAUCACCCCCGACGGCGUCCUGUUCUUCAACCACGUGGUCCACUCCAAGCACAACAAGCCCGACGAGGGAACCUACCAGUGCGUCGCCACCAUCGACAACCUGGGAUCCAUCUCCAGCCGCACGGCGCGCCUCGCGGUAGCAGGGAUGCCCAGGUUCGCCAGCCAGCCGGCGCCGUCCACCGUGCUUCUGGGGGACAGUCAGGUGAUGGCGUGCGAGGUCAACUCCGACCUGGUGCCCUUCACUCGGUGGGAGAAAGACCGCCAGCCGCUGGAGCUGAGCGCCCGGCUGCUCCUGCUGCCGAGCGGCGCCCUCGUCAUCAACAACGCCUCGGAGGCCGACGCUGGCCUCUACCGCUGUCAGGUGGAGAACGUGGGGUCGUCCAAGACCAGCGACGAGGCCCAGCUCCGGGUUCUGCCAGAAACUGAAGAUGAGCGGAAGCCGGAGUUCCUGGUGCAGCCGGCGGCGGUGAUCAAGGCGCUGGGCCUCAGCGUGCUGCUGCCCUGCGUGGUCUCUGGUUUCCCUGCGCCCACUGUCCGCUGGAUGCUGGGAGACAAGCUGCUGCAGGAAAGCGAGGGUCGCCUGGAGCUCCUGGCGGGAGGCAGUCUCCAGAUCUUCAAUCUCACAGAGGAGGACGCCGGCGUCUACACCUGCAUGGCGGACAAUUCCAACGGCACCAUCGAGGCCCAGGCCCAACUCACAAUACAAGUUCCUCCCCAGUUCAUCAAGCGGCCGGCCAACAUUUACGCCCACGAGUCCAUGGACAUCGUGUUCGAGUGCGAGGUCUCGGGGUCGCCAGCUCCCACCGUCAAAUGGGUGAAGAACGGAGACGCUGUGAUCCCCAGUGACUACUUCAAAAUAGUUAAGGAGCACAACCUGCAGGUUCUGGGUCUGGUCAAGUCGGAUGAGGGUUUUUACCAGUGCCUCGCAGAAAACGAUGCUGGUAACAUCCAGUCCAGCGCCCAGCUCGUCAUCCUGGAUCACGAUGUAUCCCUGCCCUCUUUUCCUCCCCCUUCACUGACUCCUAACACUACUGACCAUGUAACGCCAGGCUCCGGAGGCGUAGCCGCUCCAGCAGGGCCCACGCCCUCCGCCCCUCGGGACGUCGUGGCCUCGCUGGUCUCCACCCGCUUCAUCAAGCUGACCUGGCGCCAGCCGGCAGAGCCGCACGGAGACGAGUUAACCUACUCGGUGUUCUACAGCCUGGAAGGCACCAGCAGGGAGCGCGUGGUGAACACCAGCCGCCCGGGGGAGAUGCAGGUCACCAUCCAGAGCCUCAUGCCCGACACCAAGUAUCGCUUCAGGGUCGUGGCGCACAACGGCAACGGCCCGGGGGAGAGCUCUGCAGCGCUCAAAGUGGCCACCCAGGCUGAAGUCCAAGUUCCCGGCCCUGCUCCCAACCUGCAGGCGGUGCCCAACUCGCCGACCUCCGUGGCCCUGAGCUGGGACAAACCUCUCACCGGCAACGGAGAGCUCCUCACCUACAAGCUGUACUACAUCGACAAAAGCUUCGGCAGUGAACAGGACGUUGACAUCGAUGGUCAGUCCUACACCAUGAACGGCCUGAAGAAGAACAACGAGUACAGUUUCCGUGUGGUCGCCAACAACAAGCACGGCCCCGGCGUCUCCACGGAGGACAUCACCGUUCGAACCCUGUCUGACGUUCCAAGCGCUCCUCCUCAGAACCUCACUCUGGAGGUGCAGAACUCAAAGAGCAUCAUGCUGCGCUGGCAGCCGCCGCCCCUCAGCGGCCAGAACGGGGAGAUCACCGGCUACAAGAUCCGCUACCGCAAAGGGUCGCGGAGGAGCGAGGCCGCCGAGACCACCGGAGGCACCCAGCUCAGCAAGCUCAUCGAUGGUCUGGAGCGCGGGACGGAGUACUCCUUCAGGGUGUCGGCCGUGACGGUGAACGGCACCGGGCCGGCCACCGACUGGACGGCCACGGAGACGUUUGAGAGCGACCUGGAUGAAUCCCGAGUGCCGGACCAGCCCAGUUCCCUCCACGUGCGGCCGCUGAUCAACAGCAUCGUGGUGAGCUGGACGCCGCCGGAGAACCAGGACAUCGUGGUUCGAGGUUACUCCAUCGGCUACGGCAUCGGCAGUCCCCACGCUCAGACCAUCAAGGUGGAUUACAAGCAGCGCUACUACACCAUCGAGAACCUCGACGCCAGCUCCCACUACGUGAUCACACUCAAGGCCUACAACAAUGUGGGCGAGGGCAUUCCUGUGUACGAGAGCGCCAUCACCAGGCCACAGUCAGUACCCGACCCCUCCCCCAUGAUGCCGCCCGUGGGUGUUCAGGCCUCGGUGCUGAGCCACGACACCAUCAAGGUGACCUGGGCCGACAACUCGCUGCCCAAGAACCAGAAGAUCACGGACAACCGCUUCUACACGGUGCGAUGGAAGACCAACAUCCCUGCCAACACCAAAGUGAAGAUGGCCAACACCACCAGCCUGAACCACAUGGUGACGGGUCUGAAGCCCAACACGCUGUACGAGUUCUCCGUCAUGGUGACCAAGGGCCGCCGCACCAGCACCUGGAGCAUGACCGCGCAGGGCACGACCUUUGAGACCAUUCCCAGCUCGUCUCCGAAGGACGUGACCGUGGUGAGCAAGGAGAACAAGCCUCGCACCAUCAUCGUCAACUGGCAGCCGCCCUCCGAGGCCAACGGGAAGAUCACCGGCUACAUCAUCUACUACAGUACGGAUGUGAACGCCGAGGUCCACGACUGGGUCAUCGAGCCGGUGGUGGGAAACCGCCUGACGCACCAGAUCCAGGACCUGACGCUGGACACCACCUACUACUUCAAGAUCCAGGCCCGCAACUCCAAGGGCAUGGGCCCCAUGUCGGAGGCCGUCAACUUCCGCACGCCAAAGACUGAGUCCUCUGACAAAAUGGCUAAUGACCAAGCCUCCAAUCUCCCACCGAAGCAGGGACCAUCAGGCAACCAGGACCCACAAGGCCCGGGGACGUCAGUUGGUAAAUCAGGGGUGGGAAGCAACAGCGAGAAUCACAUCGUGGUCAUCAUCAUCAUCAUCUCGGUGGGAGCCUUCACCAUCAUAGUGGUGGUGGUCGGCGCCUUCCUGUGCACACGGCGCACCACGUCCCACCAGAAAAAAAAGCGAGCCGCCUCCAAGGCCUCAAACGGCUCCCACAAGUACAAGGGAAACGCCAAAGACCUGAAGCCGCCCGACCUCUGGAUUCACCACGAGAGGCUGGAGCUCAAACCCAUGGACAAGUCGCCGGACCCCAACCCGGUCAUGACCGAGACGCCCAUCCCCCGCACCUCGCAGGACAUCACGCCGGCUGACAGCAACCUGGAGAACAACCCCCACCUGCAGCAGAGGCGCAACUCCUACCGCGGCCACGAGUCAGAGGACAGCAUGUCUACACUAGCAGGUCGACGGGGGAUGAGGCCUAAAAUGAUGAUGCCUUUUGAUGCACAGCCCCCUCAGCCUGUGAUUAGUGCUCACCCCAUCCAUUCCCUCGAUAACCAUCACCACCAUUAUCACAUGGGCAGCCUGGCGUCGCCGACACGGAGCUACCUCUACCACCAGGGUAGCGGCCACUCACGUCCGCACGCCUGCGCCUCCCCCAUCUCCCAUCUAGACAGGGUGGACUCUGCAGAGUCGGUCAGGAACACCCCCAGUUCAGAGCCCCUCCCUCCGGCCGCCGCCUCCUCCCAGACCUCCUGCCCCUCGGAGAUCAUGGCUGACCCCGAGGGCAGCUACCACGGCUCCUCCACCACCGAGGAGGAGCCCAGCUACUCCAGCAACCUGCCCCCCCACCGCUCGGCCCACCCGCACGCCCACGCCCACCCGCUCAAGAGCUUCGCUGUCCCAGCAAUCCCAGCCGGCAGCUACCCGUCGUACGAGUCGUCCGCCCUGCCCAGCACGCCCCUGCUCGCCCAGUCCGGGCCGCCCACUCACCCCCACGUUGUGAAAACUGCCUCCAUUGGAACACUAGGAAGGACACGAGCACCGGUGGUGGUCAUCGUGCCCAAUGCCCCCGACGUCCCAGAGACCAGCAAGAUGUUGGAAGAUGUAGACAGCUCCCAUUGAUCCAUCCCCGAGCUCGCCUCACCCCACCCAUUCCCCUGCCCUCUGCGAAAGAUCCCUGACUGACCCUCUCCUCCUUUCGUUUCCUCUCCUCUCUUCUCCCCCCUCUCCCCGCUUCCAGGUGCUUGCCUCCCUCCCCCCCUGCCCCUCUCCCGCCCCUCGCAGUAACCCUGUUCCUCUCCCUCAGAACUACGAGCCCGACGAGCUGACCGAGGAGAUGGCCCACCUCGAGGGCCUGAUGAAGGAUCUGAACGCCAUCACCACAGCGCCAUGAGCACGCACACACACGCAGAAACACAGCUCUCUCCGUCAUCCACACACACACACACGCACACACAAACAAACACAUACAGAAAGACACACACACACACAUACACACACACUCCUAGGUCAAACAAACGCAAUCGAACACAAACCUUUUGAGCCAGAUGCUGGUGGACACAAAAUGGCUUCUUGUGCCCGAGAGAACUCUCACAUCCCCCUGCAGAGAAGAAGAAAACUCCAGACUGAAACUCAGAAACUGUUUUUGGCUCACGUUGCUCGGUCUCAGGAGAUUGCCAUGAGAGGGAGAAAAAAAAAGUGAGACGCUUCAUCUUUUUAAUGAAGAACCAUUCUCAGAGACAAUGAACACUAAAAACAUUGGUCGCUCUCAACCGGAAGAUUGUGAAUUUUUUCCUCAGCGAAGACGCGUACGGUAGGUUUUUCUCUGCGGCGGACGAGACAAGGGUUGAUUCAGUGUCAAAGUGAAAUGGAGAAAGUCCCAAAAAUAUGCUGGUUUCGAUGUCGGUGCUCAUGCGGGCGCAGUCUACACACAGUGUUUGUUUGAUCCGUGUUUUCUUUGUGCAUUUUGUAUAACUAUUGGGCCGUUUCAGUGACGUGAACAUUGGAUAUCAGCCUCCUUUUACAAGCCGACAUUACUCAUAAACCUUUUCCUGUUUUUACCCCUCGUGUCAUAUAUUGUGCCAUGACUUUCUAUUAUUAUUUUCUAUGUUAUUAUAUUAUUUUUUUUACACACAUAUCCUUAUAAACAUGUACAUAUGUUGUUUUUUUUGUUUUUUAAAACUGCCUCAUCCUUUUUUUUUUAUGUUUCCCAUUGUUCCAUCAUUAUUAUUAUUAUUUUUAUUUGGAAUGAAAGUGGGAUUAUAAAUGAGUCCUCCUCUGGCAUUGUGUUGCCCCCCCCAUCCCCCCUUUGUACAUUACAAUGUCGUUUUUGUUCCAGUCUUUUGUUUGUUGUGGGAGCUCCGUUUUAAAAGCCUUACCAACGUGUUUGUGUGUCGGACGGUCGGGACAACUUGUACAAGUCGAGGGACUUGACAGUAUCUCCUCACAGGUCUGAAGUACCUAAGACUCAGGGCACUGACCCCCCCCACCCCUCACCCCACCCCUCCUAAAAACACAUAAAUGAAAAACAUCCCAUGGCACCUGCUUAAUCAAUCAAUCACCCGCAUUAGACCAGUUAUCUUUUAUACGAAGCGUUCGAUCAGACGUGUGUGUGUGUGUCAUUUCCAAAAGCCAAUAUUUGGUUCCAGAGAUCCGAGCUGCUGAACCCAGUGUGUUUGUUGGUUUUCUCCCCUGCUGUCCAUCAUCCGACGCCACACCCUGGUUCUCUCACAAACCUUAUACGAUGCAAAGAUGUUGAUGCCUUUUGAAUGGGACUCCCAGAAUCUUUUUUUUUUUACAUGGUAGUUUUUGUAUGAAGAGGGAAAAAAAGAAGCUUGUUCUACACACAAAUCCAAUGUAAAAAGGAAAAAAAAUGUUCAUCUAGGAAACUAGUUUUUCAUUACCCUCUUACCCAAAGAAAUUUGUCAUUUGCAAUCAUAGUAAUUUGCUCUACUUUUUGUGAAUAUCAUGUUUCUCAUAAAUGUGCAUCAUCAUGAAUGUCAAUAUAACUGUAAGAGAUUUUAACUAUGGAUACAAACAAGGAACAAGUUUUUUUUGGUGAAAAAAAAAAAGAAGAUUGAAAACAAAGAGGGGAGGAAAAAGGACCGGACUCCAUUUGGGAAAUAAUCUAUUGAGUUGUAAACAGUUGAACCUGUAUUGCACUUUUUCACAAUUUUGAAAAGUACAUUUCUUACAUAUCUUGUGUUUUAAAUAUCAGAAGCUGUUUGUGUAACGUAGUGUCCUAGGUAAGCAGCAGGCAGCUGGUCUUGUUUUUUAUGUUUAUUAUUUUUUUCUGCUUCAGAGAUGAUAUGAAUUUGAGCAGCCGGGUUGUUUACUUUGUGGCUCAUGAGGAAUUCUGUUGUUGCUUGUUCAUGUACAGAGCUUUCUUUGCUUUCUGUAGAAAAAAAGAUCUGUGGCUUUUUAAAAAAUGUUGGAAAAAAAAAAAGGUUUGGAAAAAAAGAUGUUUUUUUAUUGGUGCUCCUAUACAUUGUGUAUACAAACUAUUAUGAAUACUAACAAAGUAAAUGAU